UGUGAAAAAAUACUAACCAGCAGCAGCCGGAUUUCGGCCGAAACGGCUGGAAAUGGGAUUCGGAGAAGUAAAACUGGAUGCAGGCGCUGCCAGAAAACGCCUAGCGAUAUCACAGGACCCGUCUACUUUCUAUUACGCGAGCAGGCCAAAUCACAAGUUGCCAUAAGGGAUUUACAAGAACAGUUGAAAGUUGUCGAAGGCCGUCAGGAGGAUAUGGUUCUAGCCAUUCAUGACAUUCAAAACCACCUCGUAUGUUUUAAAGAUCAUAUAAAUGAAUUUCCUCCAAUACAGCAGAAGUGCACAUGUAAUACAGAAAAAUUAAAAUCUUGUGAUAUAUCAAGGAUUUCCAAUAAUAAGAAUGUUACAUCAAAUAGAAAACUCAAUGUUUCUGCUAAAAGAGAAAAUUUUAUGCCUUCUGAAGAUGUUUCCAUAACAUCUGCUUCUAAAUUAAAUCAAAUUAACUGCAUAUCUAAACAAGAUGAAAAGUCUAAUAUGACUGUAGAUACAGUUAUUGUUGACAUAGAUAAUAAACAAGAUAGUGGAUUAGAAUCCGAUUGCCGUGAACAAGGACAUGACAGCACUUACACACUCACAGAUAGUGUUAGAUAUGUGGGAGAGAAUCGUGACAUUAAUGACGGAAGCAUUUUAAGUUCUAAAGAUGAACUAUCAUUACUUCUUGAUAUGAUUAGUCAAAGAGGAUUAUACCUACAACAAGAAGUUGCAGAACUAAAAAAACAGAAAACUAUGGCAGAAGAAAUACCUUUAGAAAGUAAACAAGAAGUUAAAAAACUGCAUAAUGAUAAUGUUCAAUUACAACAACAGUUAUCAGCAGUAGAAGAAGAGAGAGAAAAUUUAAGAAUACAGUUGUCUCAUUUAGAAUCGGCUAGUCAGAAAAUGGAAAGUGAACGAAAGAGACUUCAAGAGAGAUUAGAUGCAGCUAUGUCAGAGAAACAGCAGCUUGUAUCGCGAAUUGACGGACUUCACAUGCAGUUUGUAAAACACGAAAACGGCAUAUCUAAACCUGGCAAGAACAGCAGCAGUGAACAAUUAUCAUUAAAAGAGAAAAGUAAAAUAAUUUUAAAUAGCGAAGAGAAUCGUAAUAAAGUGUCUUCAAUUUUAAAAGAAAAUAAUGUAUUGGAACUACAGCGUCAGUUAUUGACAUACACUGUGGAAAAUGAAGUUCUUCAAACCAAAUUAGAACAGACACUACAGAUUUAUAGAACUAGAGUUUCACAAUGGGAGAAAUCAGAAACUAUGCUGAAAACUCAUAUCAAACAAUUGAUGAAAGAGAAAGCCUUUUUGCAUAAGAAACUGGAAGAAAUGUCAUAUGAAAUAACCACUACUAAAGCUAAUAAUAAAUUACUCGAAAGAACUUUACACACCAUGAGUCAUAAUUUUGAAAUAAAGAGACCAAUUUUAAAAAGUUUACAUCAAAAUGGGAAAAUGAAUGAGUCUGAUAUGUUUCCACAUCAUAAUUUUACUGUGAUGAAAGAUUCCCAAUUUUUAAAUGAUUAUGGAGACAAAACACAAUCUCUUCCAACUAUUUUAUUAAAUCAAAAUGACAGAAUACACUAUCCAUUUAACAAUAAACAAAAAAGCUAUGACUGUGAUGCUCUUCCAGAAAUGUUAAAUCAUCAACUGUCACUGAAUUAUCAGAAUGGCUCUGGUGUUAAUGAAAACAAGCAAUUAAUUAAUUUUAAUGAUAAUGUUGACAAUAUCAUGAAACAUGUACAGUGUAGACAGACAAUCUCCCACAUUAAAGAAAAUUGUGAUAAUUUCUAUUUUACACCCAUUCCAAUCACAGAAAUGGAUAAAAGUUCCCCAAAUAGGAUUGCUCCUCAUUCAGAUCAGCAUCCAUCUUUAAUUGACAGACCUAUUGAAAGUGAAAUUUGGAAUAAAAUUCCAAAAUCAAUAGAAUCUAAUCUUUCGGGGUCGGGUAAUCGUGAAGCUUGUUACAGCAACGACUGGGAACAGCCCACACUAAUUGAUAUUCAGAGCCCUGUUAAGAAAAAUAGUUAUCCAUAUUAUAAAGAUGACAUGGAUUUCGAUAGCAUCCGUAGCGAGUUUGAUCCUCUUUCGACUAACAAUAAUGCUUCAUCCAAGACCGAAUCUCAGCACGAAAUAAUUGAUUCCCUUAAUCUUUACGUUUCAGGACAAAAACAACUGUCUUCGACAGGCGACAGCCUUCACAGUGCAAGUCUGGAACCAGGAAUAUCUUCAAAAUUCAUUCCUCAAAAUAGAAAAUUCAACGAACCUUUAGAUGUGUUCAUAAAUUCUUCAAGAAGAUAUCCUCAAGUGUCCAUCUUGCGAAAUGGUAAAAUUGGACAGUUAGAGAAGACCUGGCCUAUUUCGUCAUCUCGUCCCGACAUGACAAAAAGUCUGACUGACCAAUACGACUUAGGGAGUGGUGAAAACUGUCAUUCCAUUCUUGGUUUCAUGUCUACAACAGAAGGUGAAACACUUUUAUGAGACAGAUAAUUAAAGAUGAUGCAGUGUUGGUUUAUCUACAGAUAUAAAAUUGUAAAAAGUUUAGUGCAAUUUGUGGUUUAGUGAUAAUUUUUUUUUUUUUUUUAUUUGUUUUUGCUUAAAAAUCAAGCAAACCAAAGAUUUAUUUUAAUUUAAAAAUAAUGUGUAAAUACUUAUAUAUAUAUAUAUAUAUUUCUACACAGCUCAUCUUGCAUUUAGCAUAUACUGUAUUUUGCAGCUAUUCAGAAUAGAUAGAAUUAUCAAGAUACAUACAGUAUAAUAUUUACAUUUUUUUUCGUAUAUUCUUUAUUUUGUAUUAUAUUUGAUUUUUAUAGACUUUUAUGAACUUUAUUUCUUCCUCUUUUGAAAAAUAUUGAUAAUUGAUUCAGGUUGUAAUUAAAUUUUGAGUAUUUUCAAAAUGUUGCCUAUGACCUGUGCCUUUGAAAAAUCAUAUUUAAAGUUUUUCUAUGUUCAUAUGCUAAAAUCAACAGUUAUAGAAGAGUAAAUUAUUUCUUCCCAGUUAUUUUGAGUUUCUUUUAAAUUUAUUUCCAUUAAAGAAGUUUAGAGAAAUUUUGAAGCACUAUUAAGUAAUGUUUUUCUUACUCUGAUUCCUAAAUCGUUGAGUUUUAUAAAUAAUUUGUGACAGAACUGAAAUUUACCAUCUGAAAUUUGUUAAUAUUUUAAAUAUAUUCAUAUGUAGAUAGUAUGUGAUAAUCAUAAUUUCCAAAAUGUGGAAAGAUUCUUGCCUUAAGAUUCUCUUAGGAGAAUACUGUAUUUUGAAAAUAUCCUAGUCAGUGGAGCAGUUUAACAUAUAACUCUUAAGGGACCAUAAUUCUGUAUUUUGUCAAGUGUCGAUACUUAUGUAAGUACUUAUGUAGAGCAACAUGUUUGGUCAUUUAUUGAUUACAGCAAGUGUUGUAUCAAAGUAAGGAGAAUUAUUUAGUGCUUGGAUAGAAACCAUGUUUGUUUAAUGGAAGGAAAGGUUUAUUUGACAGUUUCAUUUUGAUUUGUUUAAGAACGACACACAUUCAAACGUUCUGCAACAUUUGUGCCAGAGAUUAGAUUAUCUUGCACAUGGAUGCUUUAUUGUAUUAAAAUUCUUCCCAUAUACAAUACAAUGUAAUUGAAAACAAAUGUGUGUGUAUUUUGAAGAAGAAAAGUUGUUUAAAAUGAAAAUAUUUAUAUUUGUGUCAGAUUUUUUUUAAAAUAGAAAAAAUAUAUAUAUGAAAUAAUAGAUCAUGUUUGGCUUUUGAAAUUUUAUAUUAUUUCAAUAAUUGGAGCAAAAAUAAAUUGAUGUUUACUGUUAGAGUUCUAAUGAGUGUAAGAUAUCAUUGAUAUAGAAUGUGUAUCACAAACAGAAAAUUUUAAAAAUUGUGUGACUAAAGUUCUCAUAUAAACCCGUGAAUAUGCAAUUGAAACUUUUAUGUUAAUUUUAUAGAUGAUGAUUAAUAAAAUACAUUGCAAGAUA
Molecule: messenger RNA, 3934 nt
Organism: Centruroides sculpturatus (bark scorpion)
Lineage: Eukaryota; Metazoa; Arthropoda; Arachnida; Scorpiones; Buthidae
Product: protein Hook homolog 1-like
Exons: 3
Source: RefSeq, a predicted model, not a curated record